AAAUGCCUUGCAAGUACGGAAUCGAAUGCGGACAGACAAAGUGCCGUUAUUCGCACCCUUCUCCAGCUAACUUAAUUACACCUUGCAAGUUUUACCCAAAUUGUAAGAAUCCGGUAUGCCCAUAUCUACACAUGGACUAUAGUAAUGAACCUGUCGCAAAAGUCCCGACUCCUUGCCGUAACGGUAAUCUUUGCACACGGACCAACUGUCUUUUCAUGCAUCCAUGGGACAUGGAAAUGGAUGCGAAUAUUCCAUGCAAAUAUGGAUAUGAAUGUCGGAGACCUGAUUGUGCAUACUCGCACCCGAUGGGUAAAAAAGAUCACAACCAACCCGUGUCCGACCGUACGUUUGUUUCCGUCCCUGAUGAACUUACCGAAAAAGUUUAUGUAGCUCAGGAUAAUCAGGUAGAGUCUUUGCAGGAUGAGAAAUCCGAUAUAAAUAAUGGGACACUCUUAGAACAGAAAACAAAGGAAGGCGAAAGUAAUACAUCAAACAGUGACGAUAGUAAAGAUCAGAAGGAGGUAGAACCAAUUGAUGAAGGUUUCAAUUUGGAGGAGGAUUUGGAGGAUUUGGAAGAUAUUAAUUUCAUAUUAGAUGAUGUUGAUCAUGGAGAAGUUGUUACUGAUGUUUAA
Acaulospora morrowiae is the source of this 632-nucleotide messenger RNA. The record is from the annotation of a GenBank genome assembly. NCBI's taxonomy places the organism in Eukaryota, Fungi, Glomeromycota, Glomeromycetes, Diversisporales, Acaulosporaceae.